GUUCGUCGGUGUUUGUAACAUAUAUAGGUGUUACGAUGUCUUCCUUAUUAUUCACAUAUUUGUUAUAUCGUGGGUGAAGGGGUACAGAAGAUAAUAAGGUUGUUAUUGCUAUGGUUCUGGACACACAUUUCUGAACUUCAGUGCUAUACCUAAUGUUGCUAUGGUGUGCAGGUAGUUGAGGCAGAUCUACCUUGGUUAGUGUGGGCGGAUUCGUUAGGGUGUCCGUAGUGGGGAUAGUACCUGUGGGGCUCCCGCUUUAAUUGCCGAUUGUUCAUAAAUACUUGCAGAAUCCAAGACAGAAAAACAAACCGGAGAGCACUACCUACUUCAGGGGUGACCUGGUGACAAGCCUGAUAUAUUCCACAAGCGGUUUGGAGAUCGGGAGCCUAUGGUGGUUCGACGCGGCCUACAGAUGAUGGAACCGGGGAGAGGCGGCCGUUCUCCUCGCCCACAUGCUGAGGGUACAGAUCCACUGAUGCCCUGCUCCCUCCCCAAGACCGGCGGGGGUUAUCCCGGUCAAAUCCUGAGAGGCAACCCUCCUGCAAAAACCCCAAAGGUGGAACCCAGCAGGCAGCGGGAAGACGCAAAGCCAGGUAAAAUGGCUGCCACCACGUGCGCUCAGACCAUGGAGAGGCCUGACCUCAUGGCUCAGUUUGAUGACCUAUUCGACAAGUUCUGGCGAACACUAGCAUCCAGGGAGCAAACCACUAACACAAGCAAACCAGCCACACACUUACCCACAGCGAUUCCGAAGACCUCCCAACACGGGCGCACACCUCUCUGGGCACACAGAGCCCACACAUGGUGCAGAAAACAGCCAAGGCGAAGGGCCGGCAAACCCACGCGACUGACAAUACCAACGGCGGUGCUCCGCCACAACCAACACCCGGCAACAACUAACCUACCGGCAAGGCAUGACAGGGAGAGCCUGCAGCACUUACACCUUACUCCGGGCGCUCAGAUCCGCUCAAAAUCAUCCCGUGUCUGAUAUCACAUCCGCAGGCAGGUCUCGAGUCCUUGGAGGGACUACCAUGCCAACACAGCUGUCCAGGACAUUGCCUGUGCCACUGGUAACCAAAACAACGGGAACCGCGGAAUGGCUCUUAAAGUGGCAUGGGGCCGGCAAUGCGACCAGAAGUGGAUGGCCGGGACACAGCCUCCAUAUGGGACUCUGAUAGCAAACGUGGGGGUAGGGUAAAACCUACGAACAGGCCUGGGUGCAUUGAGGAUAUAAUGAUUUUGUUGCUGUUCUAACUUACAAACCUGUCAUGUAUAUCCCAAUAAGGUAUGCAUGGGGAUUUCCUCCUUACUCACUCUUUUAUCUUUAACCAACACCACUAGGAUUUACUUUAGUACAUUAAGAUAGAGGCACUGGCAACUCACAAGCAGUUAGUCUGUAAGCCUAUCCCAGUACCUUAUCUGCCUCACCUCACAACUGAUGUGCUGAUCUACAAUAAGACACCCAUUUAUGCCAGUCACCCCGCUAUUGUCUAGCGUUGGCAAUCCUACCAGGCGUAAUUUUUGUAAUCAAC
This is a messenger RNA of Pelobates cultripes (western spadefoot toad), 1532 nucleotides long. Lineage: Eukaryota; Metazoa; Chordata; Amphibia; Anura; Pelobatidae. The record is from the annotation of a GenBank genome assembly.